UCCUAAUGUUUCAAAAAUGUACUUAAGACCAUACAAAAGUCGCCCUGCCCUUUGUUUUUAUCAUGUUCAGCUCCCAAAAUAGUCUAGACCCCUGGAUCUGUAUUAUGUUCUGGGGUCCUUGUGAACAUACCAAAGGAAAUGCCGCCAUUCCUGGUUCUAGAACAUGGAGACAUUCUAAUUUAUUGCUUUUCGUACAUAUAAAGUUUACUUACGUUUUGACGGCUUGUCAAUAAAUUGCGCGUACUAAAGAUAUUAGGUUUGCUGUGUUCAUUAAAGAUACCUCCAUUCUAAUAGUAAUUACUGUGCUAGCCUACUAUGCUAAGAAAACCACUUCAAUAUUUUACGGUCAAUAACAGUUUUUCGCAAUAAAAAUCAGACUCAUUUCUAUAUUCAUGGAAAGCAUUCCUCCCCCUUACUAUAAUGCGCAGUCUUCUGUUCGAUGUUUAAAACCUUUGGCUUUUAUGUAUAAUUGUUCAUGGCAUGUAAUGUUAUGACUUCGUGUUCUUGAAAAGAAAGGAGUGCAUCAUCAAAAACAUAGACAGUCCUAGGUCGUGGUUCGUGGGUCGUGGGUCGUGGGUCCUAGGUCGUGGGUCGUGGGUCGUGGAUCGUGGAUCUCGUGACCUUGGUCCUGGUUGCUGGCUCCUGAGUCCUCGGUCCUGUGUCCAGCCUUAAUGUACAUGGUCCUUGUUUUCCGGUAUGCCAUUAUUUGAAUUUACAAAAUUGGCAGUCAAUAUCCGGUGAGAAAUGACAGCCGACUUUAGCGAUCAAUCAUAUCGCGCUUGAUUUCUUUAAUUACAAGUCAAUAGAAAGCAAAAUCGCUCAAGCUUUUUAAUACGUUGCAAAAUUAAUAAACUGAUUUUUAUUCCAUUUUGCAUGUUUCUUAGUUAUUUUCAGAUUUCAAUGUUUAUAAACAAUUAAGACUUUAAACAAGUCAUUAAAGAAGUCAAUUGAAGCUUUAUUUGAUUUAAAUUGAAAUGGAAAUGUAAAGGAAAUCUAAUUGAAAUGGUAUAUGGCUCGCAGCCUUUUCAUUUUUCGCAUCGUAAUUUCAGUGGAUUGCAACUAAAAGGACAAGAAAAGCACAAAGAUAAAAAAGUAUAUUCUUAUUGAAAAGACGGAAAAUAUCGUAGACAAAGAUGCUACGAGAAUAUGGAGUGGUGAGUCGUUGUCUGUCGCUGGUUCCAAACAAUCCAGGGAACCCGUACACUACAAUUGCUGGAGCCAUUAUGAUUAUACUUGCAUUUUUCAAUAUCCUGUCAAAUUCCCUUUUGAUUUUCGCAUUGCACAAAUCGAAGCAGCUACGGACAUUUUCAAAUAAAUUUAUUCUCACAAUGACAGUGUCAGAUUUGUGCUUUGGAAUCUUUGCACAGCCUGUACUGGGAGCAUUCUGGAUAUCAAGUAGACAAAGAAAAUGCCUUGAACUCAAAUCAGUUGAAUUCGUGGUGACCUUUUUGGUAUGCAUUUCGGUCUUAAUGAUACUUCUCAUCUCGCUUGAUCGGUACCUUCACAUUACAAAGCCGACUCGAUAUCAGGCGAUGAUGAACACUAAUCGGAUGAUCCUAUUGGUUGUAUCUUGUCUUAUUAGUGGAUUUGUUGCUGCCACAAUUAGCGUAGUAUGGGAGUCCUUCUACCGUCAGUUGACCAUCGUGAUUUUUAACUUUAUGUUUAUGACUGUUUUUCUCAUAUUGAAUACAAAAACAAUAAAAUUUCUUGAGAGACACCACAAAAAUGCAGUCUUUCGAUUUCAACCUGGCAAUCGAAAAGAAAUGCCCAAUUUUCGAACAGAACGUCUAGCUGCGGUGAAAACAAUUCGUUUGGUUUUGGGAUUAUUUCUUGUCUGUUACACCCCCUCCAACAUUUCUUCAGUUUUCUGGACGUAUCAUGACUUCAAAAGAAAUUCUGCACCCGGAGUUCUGCUGGAUACAAUUUACAAAUGGACUUUUGUAAUUGCGAAUAGUGUCAGUUUUCUUAACUCAAUGAUUUUUAUACGUGGAAAUACAAAAUGCCGCAGAGUUGUAAGAUCGCUUUUAUAUAAGAGUAGCGAAGCUCCUGAGUGAAAUACAAUAUCUAAAUUCAUAGGCAUGGACACUGGAGCUGGGAGGAUUGCAGCUUCGCUAAUCAGGGCAAGCUUAUCGCAUUUCAGGCUCCUCUCGGCGGUUCUAUCUCAAUAAACGAGAGUAGUCAGGCAAAAUCCAGACUAGACAAACCCUCCCUGAAUGUCUAUCAUCCACUAGGCUCAUUAUUAUAUUGACGACUAUUUCAAAGGUAUGCUAGAGAAUCAUAUCAACUUUCUUAAUGAGCAACUAGCUGCAUUGAAAAGACUUUGUUUAGUAACGGAACUACAUCGUGUUUACUAUUGUCCAUUCAACAAUGCAUACCUCGUCUUGUGUCAUGAUUGCCUUCUUUGAGUGGAGUGCCGUAGUAAUGUUUGCAAGCAGUUUUUUGCAUUCUCUGAUCAAGUUUUAUGGAAAUUCAAAAUGUUACAGAAUAAUGUCAUCCAGUUACAGUGCUGUUUGUGAGUAAUUUAAUGAACGACAUUGGAUAUCGCUUUUUCAUUUUUAUGUAAAAUGUUGAAGUUUGAAACUGAAAGACGUUCUUCAUUGUAACUUUGUAGAUAAAUCUCCUUUAUAGACUGCAGAUUUGAUUGGUAGUUCCUUCAGUAGAUCUUUGUAAACUGUACUGUUUUCAUGGCAACAAGAUAACACAGCUGCUUGUCAGGUAUACACAGUGUGAACGUCCAGCUUUUGUAAACAUUCCUGGACAGGGUUCAAUAUUUCAGGCAUACCGAAAAACAAGGACCCAGUAGCUUAAGGUAGGACCCAGGACCCAGAACCCAGGACCAAAGACGCAUGACCUAGGACCCAGGACCAAGGACUCAGAAUGCAGGAUCCGGAGCGCAGGAUCAAGGACCCAGGACGCAACAUCCAGCAUCCAGUACCCUAUAUGUUUCCGAUGAUGCACUCCUUUCUCUAUAAGAACAACAAGCCAUAACAUUACAUACCAUGAAUAUAUUUAGGUAAACUACUACAUUUCAUUUAUAACUAUAUACUCUACUACAUUUCAUUUAUAACUAUUUGCUGAAUGGGAAGUAACACUUCGGGCAGCACCCCUUCCCCCAAUAUGAAUUUGUUCACCAACACUGUAACUCCACUUCAAAGUAUGAAAGACAGAAGGCUUCAUUUUAAUGCAGAAAGACAGAAGAGGAAUUCUGUCACCCUCUGUACUAUUUAGAAAGGCUGCAUGUUUUAAGUAAGCAAUUUUUAUAAGUUCAGCAGUCAAAAGCUAGUGCUUAAAAUGCUAUAGGUUACCUCAUAAGAACCAAUAAAUUAUGUUUCUAUUACUUGAAUUUUCCUUCACUUUCCCUAACAAAUCAAGAACAUAUGGCAUUCACUGGAGUUAUCUGAUUGACCAUUUCUCAUUUUUGCAGAUGUAUGUGCAUGAUUUAAAGGGGAUGUUUGUUUAACUGUGAAUACCUUAAAAUGGUCUGUACACCCUUAAGUUUCCCAUUUUGAUAACUAAAAGUAAGCUUUCACUGUUUUGUUCAAUGACAUGCAAGUUAAAGAAAAGUUUUUAAUUCUUAAUUCAGCCAUUUUUAAACUAAAAAAUAACAUUUGGUUGAUCCAACCCCACCAAAAACUUUUUUAUGCUAAGGGGUCAUUAUUUAAGACAGGCAAAGGGAUUUCUUAGGAUGAAGAAUACAUAGUUUCAGAAUUCUGGUAAUCUUAAUGUUACAGUACCACUUCCUUUUUUGGAAGUGACCAAUUACCUUAUCAAAAAUACGACUCAAUUUAGACCAGUCUAUUAUAUGUUUAAAUGAGCAAGGGUUUUUCAGUAAAAAGCAUCAGUUCUGCCCCUGCCUUUUUCCUUGCCAGUUGUUUUAAAUUAGCAUGUUUCAAAAAACCAAGAACACUAUGCAAAUUUUAAAUUAUUUUAGAGUUUAGAUAAUUAACUAAACUGGCUAAUUUGUGCGUCAGCGACAGA
Messenger RNA from Rhopilema esculentum, 3978 nucleotides. The record is from RefSeq and is a predicted model, not a curated record. NCBI's taxonomy places the organism in Eukaryota, Metazoa, Cnidaria, Scyphozoa, Rhizostomeae, Rhizostomatidae.